Rattus rattus (black rat) is the source of this 1380-nucleotide messenger RNA. RefSeq names its product membrane-spanning 4-domains subfamily A member 6B-like. The record is from RefSeq and is a predicted model, not a curated record. Gene Ontology annotation, cellular component: trans-Golgi network; plasma membrane. Lineage: Eukaryota; Metazoa; Chordata; Mammalia; Rodentia; Muridae. Gene Ontology annotation, biological process: cell surface receptor signaling pathway. The transcript is spliced from 7 exons. Bases 131 to 874 code for a protein of 247 amino acids.
UUAGAAGUUCACAAGAAGUCACGAAAGAUCAGACUGAGAGAAGCAGAAUUAAGGCUCUUAGGAUUCCUGGGAGCUCAGCUGGAAGUGACUGAGAGGCAAGGCACACAGGCUCAGCCAAGAGAGCUCCAUCAUGAUUCCACAAGAAGUGACCAGUGAGACCAUCACAGUGAUUUCACCAAAGAGUAUCAACUUUCCCCAAACAGACGAAUCCCAGUCUACCUACCAUUGGCAGGACAGCCUGAAAAAACUUCUAAAGGCAGAGAUCAAAGCAAUGGCGGCAAUCCAGAUCAUGUGUGCUGUGAUGGUGUUGGGUCUGGGAAUCAUUCUGGCAUCAGUUCCCUCUGUGCCACAUUUUACCUCAGUGUUUUCUGUCCUGUUAAAAUCUGGAUACCCAUUUGUAGGAGCUUUGUUUUUUAUUGUUUCUGGAAUUCUGUCCAUCAUCACAGAGACAAAGUCAACAAAAACUUUGGUAGAUGGCAGCCUGACUCUGAACAUCCUGAGUGUUUCAUUUGCUUUCAUGGGCAUCAUUAUCAUCUCUGUCAGCCUGGCUGGUUUGCAUCCUGCCUCAGAGCAGUGCAAGCUGAGCAAGGAGCCUAGACCAACUGAAUAUCAUUACUACCACAAUUCCUAUGACUCAGACAGGAAUGAGUGCUUUGUUGCCAAGUCUAUCCUGAUGGGGGUCUUUUCACUGAUGCUGAUCACGAGUAUGUUGGAGCUUGGCCUGGCGGUCCUCAGUGCUCUGCUUUGGUGGAAACAGAGUCGCUCUGACUUCCCUGGGAAUGUGAUUUUCCUGUCUCAUAACUCAAAUGAUGAAUCCAAUGUGGAAUCAAAGGCACUCUGUAACUCUGCAUAUGAGGAACAAAUGGUUUGUUAAGAAAAACAAAACAGAACAAAAUUCCCCAAAACAAGUGGGAACUAAACAGCAGAGGGUAUGUCUUUUUGAUAAUGCAGAAAAUACAAUCAUCACAAGGUAGCAAUGCUUGUUACUAAAAAUGUAGACUGUUUAUACAAUGAAUACCAGUAUGCGUUGAAUGGAUGUGUUAGUGUCAUCCUAUUGAUUUUGAUGACCUUGGCUUCAUCCACAGCUCAGACCUGCAAAUAGUGGCCAGAGUCCCAGAUAUUUCUCAUUAAGAUAACAGAAUGUUUCAAGAGAUUGUGAUGGAGCAAAGGGGCGACAUUUUCUUGUACCCUGCAAUUAAUAGCAACAGUUACCCAUUAACAGUCCUUGUUUUCAGAAUCCCUGCUAUGGCAUGGGUCUUUCAUCAUAUCAAUUUUAUCCACUAGUGCAUAGAGACAAGUGACCUGCAAUGAAUUCCCAAGAAGUAUAUAUGCUGUUUGGCAGCUUCAAAUAAAGUGUUUUUUUGAUUAUACAUUCUCUUC